AUGCAAACCAGCACUGCCUACCAACCAUACUCCUUAGCUACACCACCACCUCCUCCAAGAAACGCGGGCAUUCCCGACACUUCGAUUGCCGGGGGCAUUCCCCAGGUCAACGACAUCAGACCACCGAAGCAGACUGGGCAACAUGAUAUUGGCAUGGAGCAACCCGCGGAGGAGAAGUCAAGCAUUAGUCUCACAGAGCAAGAAGCUCAGAAGUCGCAACCAACUUCGCCACAACCUCGAGCCAAGACCAGACCAAAGUUACGAGCACGCAAGGCUGCCAUGAGUCUCACACCGAGAGCAGUUGGCCAGCUGAAGGAAAUGCUGAAUCAACCAUAUCCGAAGCUCAUCAAAGUUGGGGUCAAGAAUCGUGGCUGCAGCGGAUUGGCAUACAGUCUGGAGUACGUUGAGAAGCCGGGAGCAUUUGAUGAGGAGAUUGAGCAAGAUGGUGUCAAGGUCCUUGUUGACAGCAAAGCACUUUUCAGCAUCAUUGGAAGUGAGAUGGACUGGGUCGAGGAUAAGCUGAACCAAAAAUUUGUGUUCAACAAUCCGAACAUCACGGAACAAUGCGGUUGUGGCGAAUCCUUCAAGGUUUAA
This is a messenger RNA of Mollisia scopiformis, 594 nucleotides long. RefSeq lists its product as uncharacterized. Gene Ontology annotation, biological process: iron-sulfur cluster assembly. NCBI's taxonomy places the organism in Eukaryota, Fungi, Ascomycota, Leotiomycetes, Helotiales, Mollisiaceae. The record is from RefSeq and is a predicted model, not a curated record. Gene Ontology annotation, molecular function: 2 iron, 2 sulfur cluster binding. Gene Ontology annotation, cellular component: mitochondrion; cytoplasm. The coding region runs from base 1 to 594 and encodes 197 amino acids. The transcript has 2 exons.